GAGUUGAUUUCCACUUCCGGUUUCAACUUGACCUGGGGGUCGGGGAGAAAAAGUGAAAAAUGGGGGACAGAGGUUGGGAUCCGUUUAAAACCUUCAAACUUUCAGAAGAAGAACGCGAAUUAAUUGAUAGACGACGGAAAACGAGGGAUAAAUUUAGAGCAGAAUACAGGAAAUUGUAUUCGGAUCCGCGCAGGCCUCAUAUUCUGGAUCAUAACUUUAUGAGAUGGUAUGCCUACAGAAACAACCAGAGUGCCCUGCAUCAACUGACAAAAAAAUCCGUCAUCGGGGGAUUUAAAUACUCGAUUUUCCCUAUUAUAGUUGCAUAUAACGUCUUGAGUUAUGCUUUUGAGAAGAAAGAGGAAGACAUCAUGUCGGGAAAGUUAACUUGGAGACAGAGAGUGCGGGGUGAAGGCUGCCUUGGAGCCGGCUUCUAAUGACUGUCAAUAGACUGUGUUAUUGUUAAAUGUAUUGUAUUAAUAAUAUAACUGUGAAUGAAAAAUAAAACCUGGUUUACUGAC
Messenger RNA from Saccostrea cuccullata (small rock oyster), 518 nucleotides. RefSeq lists its product as uncharacterized. Bases 60 to 434 code for a protein of 124 amino acids. Gene Ontology annotation, cellular component: mitochondrion. Lineage: Eukaryota; Metazoa; Mollusca; Bivalvia; Ostreida; Ostreidae. The record is from RefSeq and is a predicted model, not a curated record. The transcript is spliced from 3 exons.